AGCGCCCCCUUCACCCACGGAUUCAGGGACCCAGCAAUAGCGAUGGCUCCGGUGUCUGGCUCCCGCAGCCCGGAGUGGGAGGCCUCGAGCUCCGGGGGGAAGCGUCGCAGUUCUUCGAAGAGCCCUAAGCCUAGCAAAUCCUCUCGCUCCCCGCGCGGCCGCCGCUCUCGCUCGCGCUCUUGCUCUCGGUCCGGGGACCGGAAUGGCCUCAGCCAUCAGCUGAGUGGCUCCAGCCAAGGCUCCCGAAACCAGUCCUACCGUUCGCGCUCGCGAUCACGCUCUCGAGAGCGGCCCUCCGCACCGCGCGGCGCCCCUUUCUCUUCUGCCUCCUCGUCCGCCUAUUAUGGCGGCUACUCACGCCCCUACGGGAGCGACAAGCCGUGGCCUAGCCUCCUGGACAAGGAGAGGGAGGAGAGCUUGCGGCAGAAGAGACUAAGUGAGAGAGAGAGGAUUGGAGAAUUGGGAGCUCCUGAAGUGUGGGGACUUUCUCCAAAGAAUCCAGAACCAGACUCUGAUGAACACACACCAGUAGAGGAUGAAGAGCCAAAGAAAAGCACCAGUUCAGCUUCUACUUCAGAAGAAGAAAAGAAGAAGAAGAAGAAGUCUAGUCAUUCAAAAGAAAGAUCCAAGAAAAGGAGGAAGAAAAAAUCAUCUAAAAGAAAACACAAGAAGUAUUCUGAUGAUAGUGACAGCGACUCUGAUUCUGACACAGACUCCAGUGAUGAAGAUACAAAAAGGAGAGCAAAGAAAGCCAAGAAAAAGGAAAAGAAGAAGAAACACAGAUCGAAGAAAUAUAAGAAAAAGAAGUCUAAGAAGAGCAGAAAAGAUUCCAGUGACUCAAGUUCUAAAGAGUCCCAAGAAGAGUUUCUGGAGAAUCCUUGGAAGGAUCGAUCAAAGCCUGAAGAACCCUCAGAUUUGAUUGGCCCAGAGGCUCCCAAAACACUUGCCUCUCAAGAUGAUAAACCUCUGAACUAUGGCCAUGCUCUGUUACCCGGUGAAGGUGCAGCUAUGGCUGAAUAUGUAAAAGCUGGAAAACGUAUCCCACGAAGAGGUGAAAUUGGCUUGACAAGUGAAGAAAUUGCAUCAUUUGAAUGUUCAGGUUAUGUAAUGAGUGGUAGCAGGCAUCGCCGAAUGGAAGCUGUGCGUCUGCGAAAAGAGAACCAGAUCUAUAGUGCUGAUGAGAAGAGAGCCCUUGCAUCCUUUAACCAAGAAGAGAGACGAAAGAGAGAAAACAAGAUCCUGGCCAGUUUUCGAGAGAUGGUAUACAGAAAAACUAAAGGGAAAGAGGACAAAUAAGGAUUUUCUGAUUGUUCAUCAGACAUUUUUAACAACAAAAAAGAAAGUUUGGG
Molecule: messenger RNA, 1349 nt
Organism: Budorcas taxicolor (takin)
Lineage: Eukaryota; Metazoa; Chordata; Mammalia; Artiodactyla; Bovidae
Gene: NKAP
Product: NFKB activating protein
Exons: 9
Coding region: 43-1296 (417 amino acids)
Biological process (GO): negative regulation of DNA-templated transcription
Cellular component (GO): nucleus
Molecular function (GO): chromatin binding
Source: RefSeq, a predicted model, not a curated record